This is a messenger RNA of Panonychus citri (citrus red mite), 1604 nucleotides long. RefSeq names its product ribose-phosphate pyrophosphokinase 2. Bases 513 to 1469 code for a protein of 318 amino acids. Gene Ontology annotation, biological process: ribonucleoside monophosphate biosynthetic process; purine nucleotide biosynthetic process; 5-phosphoribose 1-diphosphate biosynthetic process. Gene Ontology annotation, cellular component: ribose phosphate diphosphokinase complex; cytoplasm. Lineage: Eukaryota; Metazoa; Arthropoda; Arachnida; Trombidiformes; Tetranychidae. The transcript has 3 exons. The record is from RefSeq and is a predicted model, not a curated record. Gene Ontology annotation, molecular function: ribose phosphate diphosphokinase activity; magnesium ion binding.
AAACUAAUCAAAUCCAAUUCCGAUUCUACUUCUAAUCAGCUGAACGAUGUUCAUUCAUUUAUACAGAAAUUCAUUUGAAUUUAUUACAAUUUUUUCGUUCAAUUAUCAAUUUGAUGAUGAAAAUCUCCGAUGAUUUAAUGUUUAACUUUGUGAUUACAGAAUCAAAAGAUCAAACUACUUGACUCUGUCUAUUGGAGACAAUCAAUAAUAACCUCCUGCUGUGAUUACGAUUAAAUCUCAUCAAAUCUAUUGAGAAGAUUGGAACUGAUUAACUUUGUCUUUGUUAAUUAGUGACAAUCAACUGAAUCUUGUUUCUUUGUGAACAAUAUUUAUAAAUGGUCCCUCACGCAGAGGCAAUGAAAUUGUUGAGAAACUCAGAGUUUGUUUUGUAAACAUAUUUACCUUUGUUUACCUUUAGCUUUUUGUCUGUGAUUUUCAAUUGUUUUUCCUCUUGUUUUUGUAAAUUAAUUUAAUCUAUUGGAAAUUUUGUUGUUUUAAUUGUGUUGAUUAAAAUGCCAAAUAUAAAAGUGUUUAGCGGUUCAUCUCAUCCUGAUUUGGCUCAGAAAAUUGGAGAACGACUUGGAAUUAAUUCUGGUAAAACUGUUCUAAAGAAAUUCAGUAACCAAGAAACUUCGGUUGAAAUUGGUGAAAGUGUUCGAGGUGAAGAUGUUUACAUAAUACAAUCGGGUUGUGGUGAAGUAAAUGAUCACCUAAUGGAACUUUUAAUCAUGAUUAAUGCCUGUAAAUUUGCAUCAGCUGCUAGAGUUACGGCUAUUCUACCAUGUUUUCCUUAUGCUCGACAAGAUAAAAAGGAUAAAUCUCGAGCCCCAAUUAGUGCUAAAUUAGUGGCCAACAUGCUUUCAGUGGCUGGAGCAGAUCACAUAAUCACCAUGGAUCUUCAUGCAAGCCAAAUUCAAGGAUUCUUUGAUAUUCCUGUGGACAAUUUAUAUGCUGAACCAGCGGUAUUAAAAUGGAUCAGAGAAAACAUUCCCGAUUGGAAACAAUGUGUAAUCGUCUCUCCUGAUGCUGGUGGAGCAAAACGAGUUACAUCAAUUGCCGAUAGACUAAAUGUGGAUUUCGCUUUGAUCCACAAGGAAAGGAAAAAGGCCAAUGAGGUCGCUUCCAUGACCCUUGUAGGUGAUGUCAAGGAUAGAACAGCCAUUUUGGUUGAUGACAUGGCCGAUACUUGUGGGACCAUUUGCCAAGCAGCUCAAAAGUUAAGAGAAGCUCAAGCGUCUAAAGUUUAUGCGAUCUUGACCCAUGGGAUUUUCAGUGGUCCUGCGCUACCAAGAAUUAAUUCAGCUUCAUUUGAAUCUUUAGUUGUUACUAAUACCAUUCCACAAGAAGAGAAUAUGAAAAGAUGCUCAAAAAUUCAGUGUAUCGACGUUAGCAUGAUCCUUGCCGAAGCCAUCAGGAGAACCCACAAUGGUGAAUCUGUCUCUUAUCUGUUCAGUCAUGUUCCCAUGUGAGAUGAUAUUAUUAAAGAAAUUGUGUUAAAAUCACCAAUCAAAUUAGAUUGACAAUCGAGAAAUCAAAUCGAAAUAUAUUAUCAUCUUAAUAUUGUAAUAAUAAUAAAGAGAAAACAACAAUCAAUUCAAAUUUGA